Messenger RNA from Ostrinia nubilalis (European corn borer), 1109 nucleotides. RefSeq lists its product as uncharacterized. The record is from RefSeq and is a predicted model, not a curated record. The coding region runs from base 153 to 884 and encodes 243 amino acids. The transcript is spliced from 5 exons. NCBI's taxonomy places the organism in Eukaryota, Metazoa, Arthropoda, Insecta, Lepidoptera, Crambidae.
UGUCGAUUAGGAAGAAUUUACAUGCUCUCGACAAGGUGCAAACUAAAUGACGUAGUUUAAAACUAUAAAAGUAGUCGCCUUUAACUGCUGAACUCAUUAUUAAUGAAAUUGAGGCAGAAAUAUUAUUUGAAAAGUUUAAUGCGGUUAUUAAUAUGAAGAAAUUGACAAGGUUUGCUUGGGCGCUUCUGCCAUUACUCGGUGGAGUAUUGUGUGAAAAUAAUACUUCUACGAAUUCAUCGGAUCCUAAUAAGGAUAUGUAUGUCAUACACGCUAUGGUGUAUCAAGUUGGUAUUUUAACCAACAAAACUGACGAUAAUGGUUCUAACAUUACCCUGGGAAAUCAAGAGGCUCUUACAUUCUACCACACUAACGGCUCCAAAGUUGAUUUGAGUAAUAUCCCUGCUCCAUUGCUUACCAACGUGACGGCCCAAAGCAUGGUCCAAGUGGCUCCAAAGCAUGGUCCAAGUGGAGACAAGUCACAAGUGUCGUGGUCAGCAUUAAAAAACUUGGCAUCUUUACCGCAAUUUGCCCCGGGAAUCAAAUCAUCAGGAAAUGUACCUAUGAACAUCGCAAAACGCAGCAUAUUUGAUGAGGACAUGCCUGAAAUGAUGGGUGAGUUAGAGUACUUCGAUGUUCCUGGAUCAGCCGUUAAUAAAAGAUCAGCGGAUAGUCUUACAGAUCUAUUUAAAAGGGACGCAUCUGACAAAGCUACGGUCAAAGUGGUGAAGGGCGCAGCGGUGAUACCCCAGGGGGCGGGAGUGCAAUCGAUCGCGCUGCCGCCGCUGUUGUCGCUCAACAAUAACCUCUCCGACAUACCGGUCCCAAUACCCAACACUUCGAUAGUGCACUACGCUAAAAUCAACACGGUCGUACGCAAACCGUGAAACUGCGAGAUAUGGGACUAUAUGAUAAGGACGAUCGGCGACUUAUGAUUGUUAUUCCAAGAUGUAGUUCUGUGGAUGACUAUGAUCUGUAUUUUGUCCAUUUUCUGAUUUUUAAUACCUACUUAUUUCACUUACCUACAAGUAGCUCUUAUCUAUGUAAUUAAAAUUUUAGCCAUGCAAAUAACGUUCGUCUACUUCGCUGUUCGUUUCUUCUUCGUCAAACAU